Messenger RNA from Peronospora matthiolae, 2643 nucleotides. NCBI's taxonomy places the organism in Eukaryota, Oomycota, Peronosporomycetes, Peronosporales, Peronosporaceae. The record is from the annotation of a GenBank genome assembly.
AUGUCCCGCGCAUCGAUUGGCGACUAUGUGGUCACGAGUAAGCUGGGCAGUGGCUCGUUUGCCGUCGUGUACAAGGGGUACCACAAGACGAGCAACGUGCCCGUGGCCAUCAAAGCGCUCUCGCUGUACAAACUGAACGGCAAGUUGCUGGCCAAUCUCGAGAUGGAGAUCGCCAUCAUGCGGCAGAUCGACCACCCGAACGUGGUGAAGCUCUACGAGAUCAAAAAGACGGACAAACACAUGUACCUCGUGCUCGAGUACUGCGCUGGAGGCGACUUGCAGCAGUUCAUGCGGCGCCACCAACCGAAGGCGCCGCCGCCAGCCAGUCGCCCGUGCUUGCCGGAGGCCGUGGCGCGUCAUUUUCUACGGGAACUGGCCACGGGCAUGCACUGUCUCUGGCUCCACAACCUCAUCCAUCGAGAUUUGAAGCCGCAGAAUCUGUUGCUGGUGGAAGACUCGCCCACGUCGGCGCUCAAGAUUGCGGACUUUGGGUUUGCGCGGCAUUUGGCCACGGCGUCGAUGGCCGAGACGCUGUGCGGGUCUCCGCUGUACAUGGCUCCGGAGAUAUUAAAGUUCCAAAAGUACGAUGCCAAAGCUGAUCUGUGGUCCGUGGGAACGAUUUUGUUUGAGAUGGUGGCUGGACGUCCGCCUUUUGGUGGAGCAAAUCACGUGCAAUUGUUGGCGAACAUUGAGCGCCAGCCGCUGCGCUUUCCCUCGACGUUACAGCUCUCGAGAAGCUGUCGCCAUUUACUGGUGGCGCUGCUGCAGCGGAAACCAGCACUUCGUCUUGGAUUUGCAGAGUUUUUUGCGGACCCGUUUGUGGAUUUGCAACCGUUGACAGAGGAGUUGGACUUGGCGGUAGCGAAGCAGUCUUUACCGAGUAUCUCGGUAAACGCAAGUAUCCGAGAAGAAGAGGAAGACAGCAAGCACGAGCUUCCAGGACGUUGGCGCGUAUCUGCUGCUCGUGCAGGUAGUCGCGAUGAUCUGAACGGGAGUAAUGCAGUGGUAUCGCCGGAGUCUCGCGGAGGACCUAAUGAUAAUGACGAACGCUGUCAUGAGCCACCAGUUUCGAACAAAGUGGGAUCAAGCUCGCGGUUUGCAAGUACAGCGCCACCGACGAUGACGCGCCAGUCACGCAGUGGAAACCUGGAAGUCAUGGAGAUUGCGUUUGCCAGUGCAAGUUCUGGGUCCGGGGCUCUGCGUCGGUCGUCUUCGUCACGGCUGGCGCGAAGUCGACGCGCCUCAUCUAGUGGUAGCGGAUUUGUAGCCGGCACCAGUCCUAAGCUGAGCCCGCAAAUGAGCCCGCACAUCUUGCCUAGUCCUAGCCCGAGGAUCAACCCAUUUAAGCGGUUAUCAGAAUCGCCUCCAGGUGUUGCAGCACUUCCCCAGCUGCCUUGUUCAGCGUCUGGUUCGUAUCCAGUCGACACGCCUCCUGUCAGCUGUCCGGCUGAUAGCAAUGCGAUUGUCACUGCAAAGCAAAAAAGCGUCGGCGGUGGUUGUGGGCAUGCAUUGGACAGCAGCGGCGAAUACGUGCUCGUUGAUGGGGUACCAGAGAAAAUUGUAGCAGGUGGGCAAGGCCCGCUUCCAUUCGUUCCGCGUGCAAACGAGGCAGUCAAUGCGUUGCCUAUAAAGAUUGAUUUGGCAACAAGAGCAUUACCCAUUGCAGGUCUUCGCAGUGCUGAUGCCGGGUCUUUGUCUCGUGAAUGCGGUCAGCAGCUUUUCGAUGUUGUAGCACUGCGUACUCAAGCAAUUGCAUCGAUUGCUGACCAGCUGUGGGCAUUAAGUACCGCUGGUAAGGUGCCAUUGGAUUCGACAAAUGACAGCAUUGACGAACCGGUCGGGGGAGAUUGGUCACCUCAACAGACAAUUUGUAAGAGCAAGCCUUUGUCGAUUAUACGUGGUAAGCGGGUCAGCAGGGGUGAUUUUUCCUCCAUUUUCUCGAUGAGCAUGUCACUCAGCUCAUCGGUCGAAGUGAGCAGUAUGCCUGUUGAAGAUGAAGACGUUGAUGACGAUGAAGACGAGGAUGAAAGACGUAGCGCCGAACGCCGCUAUAUGUGCGCUGCCGAAGCACUCGCGUUGUAUGUCAAAUGUCUUCGGCUCCUACAGCACGUUGUGCUGUAUUUGCGACACGAUCCUGCAUUUGAUACCGCCCGAGAUAUGACAUCAUCUCGUGGGUCGAUCGGGACUUCGUCAGAACAGAGUGGGGGGACGAGUCAGAAAGCAUCUACGUCUUUUUUGUCUGGUCAACUGACUCAUUACCUAAGUCGCGCCGAGCAGUGCAAGACCCAAAUGAACAGCGCUGCACGCUUUCGAGCUCCAAUCCGGAUUGUCGCAUCGCAGGAAGAAUUGCUGUACACGCACGCAGUUCGAAUCGGGCGGCAGGGUGCUAUUCGAGAAGUUCUGGGCCACAUUCGAGCUGCACAUGAUCAUUAUCUGCAAGCGCUUCUCCUGCUUGAAAGUUUGAUGAUGGAUACGUCAAGUGAGAAGAUCGGAGAGCUAGGCGUGGACGAUCAGAAAAAUGUGAACGAUGUUCUGCUCGCACUCGAAAUGCGUUUGAAGAAUAUUCGGACAAUACUCGAGAAGGAGGAAGGCUCUGAUGUGAGCAGCAGAAACGUGCAGGGCGCGUCCCGAUCUCAACACUAG